This is a messenger RNA of Racocetra persica, 188 nucleotides long. NCBI's taxonomy places the organism in Eukaryota, Fungi, Glomeromycota, Glomeromycetes, Diversisporales, Gigasporaceae. The record is from the annotation of a GenBank genome assembly.
AUAAUAAUGGUAGUGUUCAGGAUAUAAAAGAGUUUCCAGAAGAGAUGAAAGCAAUAUACAAGACCACUUUUGAGUAUUCAUAUGAAACUAUAAUUGACCAUGCGAUUGAUCGUAGUCUAUAUAUCGACCAAUCACAAAGUUUAAAUAAUUACAUAGCUACGGAUGAUUCUGAAUCAAUGAUCAAAUGA